CAGCUGGGGCUGUGUUCCUGCAAGAGCAGAGCAACCUCAGAGCCGUGGCCCUGGGCAGCAGGACCAGCCAAAAUGGACGACAAUAUGGACACAAAAUCCAUUCUAGAAGAACUUCUUCUCAAAAGGUCACAGCAAAAGAAGAAAAUGUCACCCAAUAAUUACAAAGAGCGGCUUUUUGUUUUAACCAAAACAAACCUCUCCUACUAUGAAUAUGACAAAAUGAAAAGAGGCAGCAGAAAAGGAUCGAUUGAGAUUAAGAAAAUCAGAUGUGUGGAGAAAGUCAAUCUUGAGGAGCAGACCCCUGUGGAGAGACAGUACCCGUUUCAGAUUGUCUAUAAAGAUGGGCUUCUCUAUGUGUAUGCAUCAAAUGAAGAGAGCCGAAGUCAGUGGCUGAAAGCAUUACAAAAAGAGAUAAGGGGCAACCCCCACCUGCUGAUCAAGUACCACAGUGGGUUCUUCGUGGACGGGAAGUUCCUGUGCUGCCAGCAGAGUUGCAAAGCGGCCCCAGGAUGUACUCUCUGGGAAGCAUAUGCUGAUCUGCACACUGUACCCAAAGAAGAAAAACAAAGGGUUCCCAUCUUCCCAGACAGAGUGCUGAAGAUUCCUAGAGCAGUUCCUAUUCUCAAAGUAGAUGAACCAUCUUCAAGUACCACUCUAGCCCAGUAUGACAGUGAUUCCAAGAAAAACUAUGGCUCCCAGUCAAACAUCAACAUGAAGUAUAUUCCAAAAGAAGACUUCCCUGACUGGUGGCAAGUAAGAAAACUGAAAAGCAGUGAAGAUUUGGCAUGCAGUAAUCAAAGGGAAAGAAAUGUUGUAAAUCACAACACCUCAAAGAUGUCAUGGGGCUCCCCUGAGUCAAGUUCAUCUGAAGAAGAGGAAAACCUUGAUGAUUAUGACUGGUUCGCAGGUAACAUCUCCAGGUCACAAUCUGAGCAGUUACUGAGACAAAAGGGGAAAGAAGGAGCAUUUAUGGUUAGAAACUCCAGCCAGGCGGGAAUGUACACAGUGUCCUUGUUUAGUAAGGCUAUGAAUGAUAAAAAAGGAACUGUCAAACAUUACCAUGUGCAUACAAAUGCUGAGAACAAAUUGUACCUGGCAGAAAACUACUGUUUUGAUUCCAUUCCAAAGCUUAUUCACUAUCAUCAACACAAUUCAGCAGGCAUGAUCACACGACUCCGCCACCCUGUGUCGACCAAGGCCAAUAAGGUUCCCAUCUCUGUGUCCUUGGGAAGCGGAAUCUGGGAACUGAAACGUGAAGAGAUUACCCUGUUGAAGGAGCUGGGAAGUGGCCAGUUUGGAGUGGUCCAUCUGGGCAAGUGGAAGGGGCAGUAUGAUGUUGCUGUUAAGAUGAUCAAGGAGGGCUCCAUGUCAGAAGAUGAAUUCUUCCAGGAGGCCCAGACCAUGACGAAACUCAACCAUCCCAAGCUGGUGAAAUUCUACGGAGUGUGUUCAAAGAGAUACCCUAUAUACAUAGUGACUGAAUAUAUAACCAAUGGCUGCUUACUGAGUUACCUGAAGAGUCAUGGAAAAAGACUUGAACCCUCCCAGCUCUUAGAAAUGUGCUAUGAUGUUUGUGAAGGCAUGGCCUUCUUGGAGAGCCACCAAUUCAUACAUCGGGACUUGGCUGCUCGGAACUGCUUGGUAGACAGUGAUCUCUCUGUGAAGGUUUCUGACUUCGGGAUGACGAGGUAUGUUCUUGAUGACCAGUACGUCAGUUCCGUAGGAACAAAGUUUCCAGUCAAGUGGUCAGCCCCAGAGGUGUUUCACUACUUCAAAUACAGCAGCAAGUCAGACGUAUGGGCAUUCGGGAUCCUGAUGUGGGAAGUGUUCAGCCUGGGGAAGCAGCCCUACGACUUGUACGACAACUCGCAGGUGGUCGUGAAGGUCUCCCAGGGCCACCGGCUCUACCGGCCCCAGCUGGCGUCGGACACCGUCUACCACAUCAUGUACAGCUGCUGGCACGAGCUUCCAGAAAAGCGUCCCACAUUUCAGCAGCUCCUAUCAUCCAUUGAACCACUUCGGGAAAAAGACAAGCCUUGA
Messenger RNA from Budorcas taxicolor (takin), 2040 nucleotides. It is a transcript of the gene BMX, whose product is annotated as BMX non-receptor tyrosine kinase. The transcript has 19 exons. Gene Ontology annotation, molecular function: ATP binding; non-membrane spanning protein tyrosine kinase activity. NCBI's taxonomy places the organism in Eukaryota, Metazoa, Chordata, Mammalia, Artiodactyla, Bovidae. Bases 73 to 2040 code for a protein of 655 amino acids. The record is from RefSeq and is a predicted model, not a curated record. Gene Ontology annotation, biological process: B cell receptor signaling pathway; peptidyl-tyrosine autophosphorylation; intracellular signal transduction.